AUGGCUAUCAUGUCUGGUAUAGAGGGCGAGAUCGAAGUACGUGUGAAAAAGCAUCCAGGUAAAUAUUAUGACGAAUACGCCAAACUCAAACCUAGUGAAGGGUCUCCCAAUCCGCAUGAUGAAAUAUAUAUCAUGGCAGAGCCUAAAGCUACGUAUUAUGUCGAGAUCACCUUAAAGGAGGGGUUUGAUUUCGGCAAAUACGAUCUUAUUCAAGCCAAGAUGUGUAUGGACGGCAAGGAAGUUUCUUAUGCUGAAUUUAAGAUGCCUCUCCAUGGAAUCAAUAAAACAAAAACAGAAAAAGAUAUUGUCCAAACAAUUCGGUACGCCAAUGUAGAGAUUCAUGGAAGACCGCGAGGCUCAAAGUUUGUGUUUAGGAAUGUGGAGAUGGAGACAGAUAAAGAACAGUCCAAUGAUACUGGGGCUGUAGAUACACUUCCAAAAGGCAUUCCAGCUUUCCAAGUUGACGUUGUCUUCUUUGAGAGCUUUAUGGUCACAUUAUCUGACGACGAGUACAAAGAAAGUUUUUUUGAAAACGACAACAUUGCCAAAUACCCAGUAAUACUACACGUUUAUGAUUGGGACGCCCUCAAGAGAGAAGAGAGAAAGAUGGCAGUUGCGCACCUUCAGGAUUUGGGAAAGACUCAUUGGAAGGCCAUCAAGGGAAACGAAGUCGGGCAAAAUUUUGGAUCCAAAGUCAACCGACGUAAAACUCAUCUUGCAAAGAAUCUGCCUAGAGAAUGGCGUGCGUGGCAAAAAAUGUAUGGUACCGAGCAACGCGAACAUUCGAUAUUCUCCAGGUACUUCCAAAUCUAUGCAUACAGAGAAUAUGGCGCUAACAAAUAUUAUCAGGAACGAAGAAAAGCCCGUGAACGAGGCGAAAAAAACUUUCAGUACACAUCUAUGGGUGGCGAUGUCAUUUUAUUUAAUGGAGAAGAUGAAUCUGCUGAGUUAGGAGGGGUACCCGAGAAAGCUUCGCCUAAACAAAUACCUGCCGGACGAGAAGCACCAGCACCCUCAAACUCACCAUCUGACGGAAAUAGAUUAGGACUAGUAUGUGCUUUGCCAUACUCGUCACCGUAUCCAAUUAAAGACGUGGUGCAAAGCGUGGGAGAUGCAACUUCACUCAAUAUGAGACUACCUCUGACAAUUGAAUCGCCAGUAGUCAUCCCAGACGAUUCUGCUACAGAGUCUGCUCACUCCAAUAUUACUACACCGCACAGAAACAAGACAGUGAUUCCAGGAGUCGAAGUCAAGCUCGAAAGCAUUCGUGAUAGCUUGAUCAGCCAGAUUGAUAGACUCAAUUCCCAAGCGGCUGCUUCUCAAACUUCCGUUGCAUAUGUCAAGGCCGAACCCAUCGAUGUUAUCUCACUUGAUCCAGACGAUGAAGUUAUGUUUGUAUCCGAGACCAAAGUUUUCAAACUGUAA
This is a messenger RNA of Botrytis sinoallii, 1425 nucleotides long. RefSeq lists its product as uncharacterized. The record is from RefSeq and is a predicted model, not a curated record. NCBI's taxonomy places the organism in Eukaryota, Fungi, Ascomycota, Leotiomycetes, Helotiales, Sclerotiniaceae. Bases 1 to 1425 code for a protein of 474 amino acids. The transcript has 3 exons.